Talaromyces rugulosus is the source of this 1704-nucleotide messenger RNA. RefSeq lists its product as uncharacterized. The record is from RefSeq and is a predicted model, not a curated record. Gene Ontology annotation, molecular function: DNA end binding. Gene Ontology annotation, biological process: double-strand break repair via nonhomologous end joining. NCBI's taxonomy places the organism in Eukaryota, Fungi, Ascomycota, Eurotiomycetes, Eurotiales, Trichocomaceae. Gene Ontology annotation, cellular component: DNA ligase IV complex; nucleus. The transcript has 2 exons. The coding region runs from base 1 to 1704 and encodes 567 amino acids.
AUGCCGGACCGAUGGCAUAAACUCCCCGGAUCUCACGGGGGGUCAUUACCGCUACUGCUGUACAGAUUCAUUACCACCUCGCAAGACUAUCAGCUCUAUCUCACAGAUCUAACUCACAUAUGGUAUGAGAGACUGGGACACGGUCAAAUAUUGCAAAAAGCCGAGGAAAAAGAAACCAGCAUCGACCCUAGUGAAGAUGCCAAUCAGUUUGCCGUCUUCUUGCAGAAGAUUCGGGAUGCCCUAGAGGGGGUGGGAUCUAGCGGUGUAGAUGUGGCGUCUGGCAAGUCAGACCGUUUGGAAAUUACAACCACCACGGAGCUCCCAGGCGGGCUGAAUUCUUUACAGUGGACUUUUGCGCUUUCCAAGGAGCCUCCAUCAGAGGUUACUCAACAUCUCCUGCUGCCUUUGCUCAGAAGCGAACAGGGGCAUAGACGGCGAGAAAGGGAAUUACUGGAUUAUUUGGCAGAAAAGGACAAAGUGUUGUCCAAGAUUUUCGACAAGAUCGAUGCCUCCCAGUUGACAGACAUUUUCCCCAGCAUCGCCAGUUCCCGUAAUGCUAAGCUCAAAACAUCCGGCUUGCUCAAGUACAUCAAAGGGGCGUCCAGGUUUGACGAGUCGGAAUGGCAGAAAACUUUCGCGGCCGAAGAGUCCGAUACCGUGGCUGCAGAAGAUAUCGCCGAUCUAGCAUCUGGGAUUUUAAAAGCAUCUGCGUCCAAAGACACCCACCCAAGGGCCGAAGCGUGGUGGCACACCCUUGAUGAGAAUGAACAAGAUAUUCGAAGACCAUCAACAAAAAGAAAACCACCGGUCCAGACAAAUCCGGUAGUUUCUGAAAGCGUAAAGGCAAAAGGGGAAGCUCUUGGUAUGGAUGGCAGUACCGAUGAUGAAGGUAAAUUCCAGCGCCAGAAAACCCCUCCUCAUCUAAAGCACGAUAAAGGGGAAAUUAGUGAGAAAAUAGCUGCAGAUGACUAUGGCACCACCGAGUCAGACGAAGAAGCCGAACCUGCUUCUAAAUCUAAGAGUACUCAGCCGCACACUCGACCGGAGCAGCAAAAACCUAAAGGCCUUGGUAAAAUUGGAGGUUCCAGAGCUAUUCCCAAAGCAUCACAAAGGCCACCUUCAUCGACAGCGUCGACAGCGUCUUCGGAUGCCUUGCAACCCACGCAUGCUGAACAAGCAACCGAGAGCGAUUCCCCAUCCCCUCAGAGACGAAGCGUCAUCCCUCCUCCAUCUUCUACACAGCAUGAGAAGCCUGUGGCGGCGCCGAAGCGCAAAGGUGGACUAGGAAAAAUUGGCGGCAAAAAGCCGGAGCCGGAGCCCGUGAAAGAAGAGCCCAGCCAGCCGGCGAGUCCGCCUCUUGAGAAACCUACGUCUACACAGCCAACUAAGAAGCUGGGUACUAUUGGAAGCAAAAAGGCCGCGCCAACCAUUGACCUCCCAUCGCGUGAUACAGGCACAGUACGGGGAGGAGGCAUGACUGCAUCAGAAGACGAUAGCGAUGAUUUGGAUUCUGGGCCUACUAAACUCGCUCAACCAGGGCCACCGACCAGCAACGAAUCUCCUCCACCUGUUCUGAAAAGGCCAUCAAGUGAACCGGAGGAAGAGCUUUCUGCACAGCAAAAAGCAGACAAGAAGCGUGAGGAUUUGAAACGACAGAUGAAUGCGAUGAGCAAAGCCCCUCAAAAGAAGAAGAGGAGGUUUUGA